Molecule: messenger RNA, 8567 nt
Organism: Neofelis nebulosa (Clouded leopard)
Lineage: Eukaryota; Metazoa; Chordata; Mammalia; Carnivora; Felidae
Gene: SCAF4
Product: SR-related CTD associated factor 4
Exons: 20
Coding region: 448-3843 (1131 amino acids)
Biological process (GO): negative regulation of termination of RNA polymerase II transcription, poly(A)-coupled
Cellular component (GO): nucleus
Molecular function (GO): RNA binding; RNA polymerase II C-terminal domain phosphoserine binding
Source: RefSeq, a predicted model, not a curated record
GCUGGGAGGCCCGAGCCGUCCCAGGGUGCCCCGCGCGGCGUGGACUCGGGCCGCUGCCGCCAUCCCGCUGGCGAGAGGGAGAGAGAGGCCCGCCCGCUCGCCGGUCGGGCCAGUGUGGGCCAGUGCGUGAGGGCGCGGGGGGCCGUGUCAGCGAGACGCAGAGCGCAGCCGCCACCACCAAACGGACAUGUUGGAGCCCAGCGCCGCCGCCGCCUCCUUUUCCUUAUCCUCCGAACGGGACUGAGAGGGGGCCCGCCACCCUCCGCCUCUGCCGCCCGCCCCGCCGCCUCGGCCGCAGCCUCUUCCUGCCCGGCCUCUGGCUCCGCCGCUCGUCGCCCCCCCACCCCCCCCGCCCCUCAGGCCCGGCCGGUUCCCCGGCCCCGCUCCGCCGCGGCGCGAGGUCUAUGUGACCGGCGGGCCCGGAGCACCCGCCGCCGCAGCGCGAACAUGGACGCCGUCAACGCCUUCAACCAGGAGCUCUUUUCACUUAUGGAUAUGAAACCUCCCAUCUCUCGAGCCAAGAUGAUUCUUAUCACUAAAGCUGCUAUUAAAGCUAUUAAGCUUUAUAAGCAUGUAGUUCAAAUAGUAGAAAAGUUCAUCAAAAAGUGUAAACCAGAGUACAAGGUUCCAGGAUUAUAUGUAAUUGACUCCAUUGUGCGACAGUCUCGUCAUCAGUUUGGAACUGAUAAAGAUGUUUUUGGGCCAAGAUUCUCUAAAAACAUAACUGCCACAUUCCAAUAUUUAUAUCUUUGUCCAUCUGAAGAUAAGAGUAAAAUAGUUCGCGUGCUGAACCUUUGGCAAAAAAAUGGAGUAUUCAAAAUUGAAAUUAUUCAGCCUCUUUUGGACAUGGCAGCAGGGACUAGUAAUGCCGCUCCAGUACCAGAAAAUGUUACUAAUAAUGAAGGCUCACCUCCACCUCCAGUUAAAGUUUCUUCUGAACCCCCCCAAGCCACUACAAACUCUGUACCGUCUGUACCGCAGUUGCCUAGCUCUGAUGCUUUUGCUGCUGUGGCCCAACUGUUUCAGACAACUCAAGGUCAACAGCUUCAGCAGAUCCUUCAGACUUUUCAGCAACCUCCAAAACCACAGUCUCCCGCCAUUGACAAUGCUGUGAUGGCGCAGGUCCAGGCUAUCACGGCUCAGUUAAAGACGGCUCCUGCACAGCCACCUGAACAAAAAGCUGCUUUCCCCCCGCCUGAGCAAAAAACUGCAUUUGACAAGAAGCUUCUUGAUAGAUUUGAUUAUGAUGAUGAGCCAGAAGCUGUGGAAGAAUCAAAGAAAGAAGAUGCUGCUGCCGCCGCCGCCACAGCACCUGCUGUGGCUGUUGCACCAGCACCUGCUGCUGCCACACCGGCUGCCACGCCUGCCGCUUCCCCUCCUCAGGCACCCUUUGGGUUUCCUGGAGAUGGCAUGCAGCAGCCAGCAUAUACACAACAUCAAAACAUGGAUCAGUUUCAGCCUCGAAUGAUGACAAUACAGCAGGAUCCAGUGCACCAUCAGGUUCCACUUCCUCCUAAUGGACAGAUGCCAGGUUUUGGCCUUCUUCCUACACCUCCAUUUCCUCCCAUGGCUCAGUCUGUGAUUCCUCCAACUCCACCCGUGCAGCAGCCUUUCCAAGCUUCUUUUCAGGCUCAAAAUGAACCACUUACACAGAAGACACAUCAGGAAAUGGAAGUAGAACAACCUUGUAUCCAAGAGGUUAAGCGACACAUGUCUGAUAACAGAAAGUCAAGAUCUAGGUCAGCAUCCAGGUCACCAAAAAGAAGGCGAUCUCGAUCUGGCUCUAGAUCGCGAAGGUCCCGUCAUCGACGUUCUCGUUCUCGGUCCAGAGAUCGACGCCGACAUUCGCCUAGAUCUCGGUCCCAAGAAAGGCGAGAUCGAGAAAAAGAAAGAGAACGCCGACAAAAAGGCCUUCCUCAAAUCAAACCAGAAACUGCAAGUGUUUGUAGCACUACACUCUGGGUGGGACAGCUGGACAAACGGACUACUCAGCAAGAUGUUGCAAGUCUCUUAGAAGAGUUUGGUCCAAUUGAAUCAAUUAAUAUGAUACCUCCCAGAGGUUGUGCCUAUAUUGUUAUGGUUCAUAGGCAAGAUGCUUAUCGCGCCCUGCAGAAACUGAGCCGCGGAAACUAUAAAGUGAACCAGAAAUCCAUAAAGAUUGCCUGGGCUUUAAACAAAGGAAUAAAGGCAGAUUAUAAGCAGUAUUGGGAUGUAGAACUGGGUGUUACUUAUAUUCCAUGGGACAAAGUCAAGCCUGAAGAACUGGAGAGUUUUUGUGAAGGAGGAAUGUUGGACAGUGAUACACUUAAUCCAGAUUGGAAAGGAAUCCCCAAGAAGCAUGAAAAUGAAGUUGCUCAAAAUGGAGGGGCAGAAACCUCACAUACAGAACCAGUAUCACCUAUACCUAAACCUUUACCAGUGCCUGUCCCUCCUAUUCCUGUGCCCGCACCUAUAACAGUGCCACCUCCACAGGUCCCACCACAUCAGCCGGGCCCUCCUGUAGUUGGUGCUCUCCAGCCACCCACUUUCACGCCUCCCUUGGGCAUUCCUCCUCCGGGUUUUGGUCCUGGUGUUCCUCCUCCACCUCCUCCUCCACCAUUUUUGCGCCCAGGAUUUAAUCCGAUGCAUCUGCCACCAGGUUUUCUUCCUCCUGGACCCCCACCUCCUAUAACUCCACCAGUAUCCAUUCCUCCUCCUCACACUCCACCAAUAAGCAUCCCAAACUCUACUAUCGCUGGUAUAAAUGAAGACACUACAAAAGACUUAUCUAUUGGAAAUCCCAUUCCAACAGUGGUGUCUGGGGCUAGAGGAAACGCCGAGUCUGGUGACAGUGUGAAAAUGUAUGGCUCUGCUGUGCCACCUGCUGCACCCACGAAUCUGCCCAACCCUCCUGUAACGCAGCCUGUUUCACUUCUUGGUACUCAAGGAGUUGCACCUGGUCCUGUAAUUGGGCUCCAAGCACCAUCCACUGGUCUCCUUGGUGCCCGACCUGGCCUAAUCCCACUUCAGCGCCCUCCAGGAAUGCCUCCACCUCAUUUACAGCGAUUUCCUUUGAUGCCACCUCGUCCCAUGCCACCGCACAUGAUGCAUAGAGGUCCACCGCCAGGCCCCGGGGGCUUUGGAAUGCCUCCACCUCAUGGAAUGAAAGGCCCCUUUCCACCGCAUGGCCCCUUUGUUAGGCCUGGGGGAAUGCCAGGGCUUGGGGGCCCGGGGCCAGGCCCAGGGGGUCCCGAAGACAGAGACGGGAGGCAGCAACAGCCACCGCCACAGCAGCCGCCACAGCCACAGCCACAGCAGCCGCCACCAGCUCAGCAGCCGCCACCGGCUCAGCAGCAACCACAACCGUUUAGAAACGAUAACAGGCAGCAGUUCAAUUCAGGUAGAGACCAAGAGAGGUUUGGAAGAAGAUCUUUUGGAAAUAGGGUGGAAAAUGACCGGGAACGGUAUGGGAACCGUAAUGAUGAUAGAGAUAAUAGCAAUCGUGAAAGGAGAGAGUGGGGAAGAAGGAGCCCUGACCGGGACAGGCACAGAGACUUGGAAGAGAGAAAUAGACGCUCUAGUGGGCAUCGAGACAGAGAGAGAGAUUCUAGAGAUAGAGAGUCUCGUAGAGAGAAGGAAGAAAACCGAGGAAAGGAGAAGCCUGAGGUGACAGACAGGGCAGGUGGUAACAAAACCGUUGAACCUCCCAGUAGCCAAGUGGGAGACGUAGACACUGUUUCAGAACUUGAUAAGGGGGAGUCUGAGUCUGCAGUUGUAAAAUCUUCUGAAGAGUUACCUGCUGAGGCUACCUCAUCCGUUGAACCCGAAAAGGAUUCUGGCUCAGCAGCAGAGGCUCCUCGUUAGAGACUGGAAUUUGUCAAAAUGUGACAGUGACGCUUCUGGAGUGUAGAGCUUGAGGUGUACAGAUGCUGUAUUAUAUUUGCUCCUGCUAUAUCACAGCCCCGCAGUAGUUGGUGGGGAAUUGUAAGCAAUUUGAUUGCUUCCCUUCUAUUUAAAAAUAGCCACAAAAUAACAAAAAAUACUGAAAAUAUGAAUAAAUAUUACCCUUUUUGCUGUAACUUUUUAAAAGUUUUGACUUUAAAAAGUUUACAAAUCGUAAUUAGAAGUGCUCUCUAUUUUUUUUUUUUUUAAUUUAAGACAAGGUAACGGUGAAAGCUCCUCAAAACAAUAGGGAUGUUUUUAAUAAACUCUAUUUUCAUAACAAACUUUAAUGUGUGCUAUUCUUCCUACACUGCAUUAAGGUGGAAAAGGAUUGUUCACCAUCAAAGUUUGAGCUGUUAAUACUGUAUUGGAGUCUAAAUUAGACUUGUUUACUUGAUGGAAAUAGACAUCUUUAUGUAGUUACUCUCAAACACUUCAUUUGUAAUACUUUUUAUUUUUAGCAUUUCAAUCCUAAGGUGUAAAGGUUCAUGGUUUUAAUGUUAAUGGAAAAGCUUGUUAGUUUCGCAGUUCAAUCAAGGAUUUCUUUUUUGCCAUUGGCUUUGUGGUAAAUGUUGCCCUAAUUAAUUUGUAAAGAGAAAUUUUGCUGGGGGGAGGAAACUGGAUCCCAGAGUACCCGUUUGUACUAUAAAAUUAUCCGAUUGCCUGGGUAUUACUUAUUUAGAAGGUUGAAUGUUUUCUUACCAUCCCAUUAAAUUUUUCAAAAGGGUGAAAGAAAUCAAGGUUAGGUUUGCAACCUAAAAGCUUUUUGUCUUAUAUGUUUUAAGGACUUAAAAGCAACCUAUUGUUUCCUAUAAUAUAGGCUUUGCCUGUUGCCUUUCUUUACCAUUUUUUAAACUCCCCUGCUGGGCAGAGGUAGACUGAACUUUUUGUCACAUAUGAGAACAUAUAAAGUAUUUUCUCUUUUGCUUAAAAUUGUUGGGUUUACUAGGAAAAAUAGAUGUAGGUUAUCCAAGAACUAUUACAUGAAGUCAUCCAAAGCCAAAUCAAACCUGUGUCUGAAAUAGUUCAGAACAGCAGUUCCGUAAAACUGCUUUACUCAGUGCCAGGGAAAAGACCACACAAUCCAAGUAUUUAUGGCCUUGUUGAAGCUUUUUUUCCCCCAUAAAUUACAUUUUUAAACUGUCCUCGUUUCAUUCAGUGUGUUGAGCAGUAACUUUUUCUUUGCCCUCAUCCCCAGGCAAAGCUGCUUUAUUACUUUGGUUCUUAAAUAGUACUCUGCAGCAAGAUCUUUGUUUUGACAGGGAGAAUGUAUAUAGGACAAUGUUCUUGUGUUCCCGACUUUAGAAAAUGAGAAAAAAAUCCAGGUUCGUAUCUGCACUUAAAUGAUAAAACUUGUCCUUUGUUUGAUGUUGGCCCACGGAGAGGUUUUAAAAAGUCCUAACUGAAACUGCUUCUGGAAAGAAACAUACAUGUGAUCAUUUAGUGGUCAGAUUUCAGGGAUUUAAAAAACCCGUGUUUCCAAUUGUAAGUAUUGGGAUCAUCCAAUUUGCACAUGACAAGCCCCCCCCCCCCUCCCCAAAUACCAAGUGGUAGUGAUUACACUUGAGACUUGAAAGGUCAGAAGCAGGUCCCUAUAUUUGAGUCCUAUCCCACAUAUGUACUCCAAAUCGCACGUUAGUGAAAUCUGUUCAUAUUUCUAAAUGCUGACUGAUUUUAACCACUUAUUCUGAGCAUAUUCUUUAUCACCAAUUUUAAAACUCUGAAAGCACUACAAAUUGUCCUUUUCCAAAUUUGCUUUUCCCCUCCCAAGCGAUAUCCUACAUUUGAUUAAGUAUAUCAUAUAUUUAUGAUCAAUCAGAACUGUAGCUUCUUUCUGGUUUCUCUAUUAGAAAUAAUGUUCUGCAACUCUCAAUAAACGACUGUGCUCCAGAGUCAAAUCUGAAAUAGGUUAACAUUCAUUUAAAAGCAGUUUCUCAUAGGUACAUAGCAAGUACUUACGAUAGGAGAACUAGCCUUAAAUUUACUAAUUUGAUGCAUAAAUCCUUAGACAUAACCCACGUUUAAACAUUUCCUUGGUUCCAUCUUAAAAUGCUAUGGUAGAUUUCUUUAAAUGGCUAAUGUGAAAGCAGACUGGCACAGAUGGAGUAACUGUUCAUGUGUGUAUGGAGAGGAAUAUGUGCCACUGUGGCAGGUAGGUAAUUUAAUCUUACUGAGUCAAAAUGCUAAGGAGCUAAUCAGAGAAACCAUCUUAAUUUCCCUGAAGCUGACAAAAGAUAUUUGUCCAAGAUUGAAAUUGAGGUUAGUCUUAGCUAAAAGACCGGCUGCUAAAAAUUUAAACAUCAUUUAAAACACUUUGAAAAGUGACCUCUAUGAAACAUGUAAUACCUGUCAACCUACUACUAAAUCUGUUCUGUUCAAACUCUAUGUAGGGUAUCAAGAGCUAAUUUUGAGUUUCAAUCUGGAUACUUCACUAGGUUCAAAAUUCAGUGCCAUAUGGUAUAUUUGUUUAUUGCGGGCUUGAAUGAGAAUUGAAGAAAUUCAGACAAUGAAGUUUAAUACCCAUAUGAUUAUUAAGCCUGGCAAAAUACAGAGAUCAUUGAAACAGACAUUUUAACUGAAUAGGAGUUUUAUAAAAUUAUACAAAUCUUCCAAGUGAUCAUAAAUCAGUUCUCAUUACAGGUACUUAAAGCAAUUAAAAAGUCACACAAAUUACACUUUUAAAGUUACAGUGUUUAAUGUUUAUCAAGUUAAAUUUCUACAACUAGCAAGAUAACAUAGGAGUUACUAGGACUCAGAUCGCAUCCUAGGGAAUAUUUACUUGGCGAUCCCAAUGACACCACAAGCCAAACGACUCCCAGCGUUUCCCGUUUGCGUACUUUCUUCAUUUCCACCUUUGCCCAAGUCAUCUCGUUUCUCGUGGACCUUUAAAAAGUUUUAAGAACAUUAACAUACUUAGUGCUAGCAAGUAAUUACCACCUCUUCCCAACAAUACCCAAAAGACUUUUAAGAACCACUUAAUGUUAGAAAACACCAUGUUAAAAUAAUUCCUAGCAGGGAAAUACGCUAAUAUUUAAUCUAGUAGUAAAAAAUAGCAACAACUACUACUCAAAGCUUUCACUUGAUGAUUCAGAUGGAAGUUAACUGUCCAUGCUAGGUUUGAGCUGCUAUCGCUAAAACCCCAACAACUCUUCUAGGCCACCACGUGCCAAUGUUAACCCUCCGUGAGAAAUGUUCAUGGCCUCAAUUACACGUAUUCUCUUACAAUAAACAUUGUUUUGGAGAGAAAAGAAAAGGAAAGUGAAUUUUAAAAACUCAAAAUUGUGCCUAAUGAACUAGAAGUCUAAAUGAUCUUAAAAAUAUCUCGGGACUAUUUAAAUAACAGCAUUUUCAAUUUGGCUCAUCUAACACUGAUCGAUGAUUUUUCUGCCUCACAACUACAGCUGAAGAAAAGUCAAGGGUCAGCUGUAAAGAAAGGACUACAGGCAACAGAGAGCCUAGACUACUUGGUGUUUGUGAGAACCAGAUGCAGCUCCCAGGCAGUCCCUUCCACGUGUUAGACAAGUGACCAUAACCUGCAGAUGCGAAUAAGGAAUACUGAGGCCUGUCUCAGAUUUUAGACCUAACAAAAUGUUCUGUUUAACUACGGGGGGCGGGGGGGACAUUCAAUCGUGGCAAGAAAAUACGGCCAUUUAAAAACCAGACAAAGACGACUUCUGCUUCCACAAUACGGAUCUAAUAUGAUCAAACGUAACCUACUUUACUACUGCAUCUUAGCAGAACAGUGUUCGUAACCAACCUAGAUCAUUAAUUCAUCAUCACUGUCAUCGAUAGGUUAACUGCUUUUCCUAAUCUGAACUAAAAGUACAAUGUAUGUGGAUCAGGAUCGAUAAUCAUGAAAUCGUGAGAAGAUACAGGACUGUUAGAAAAAACUGUACGCAUAUCCUAUUAUAUGAAAACUCACCACCAUCGUGCGGCCAAUGAUGGAAUGGUCUCCUGAGAGUGCAAUCAGAGAAUCUUCCAUAGACACGUUGGCCACACCGUCCUUGCCAGCAGUUACGUUGCCAAGGUCUCCAACAUGCCUAACAUUGAAAAAGCGUCAGGGAUUAGGACUGAUUUCCAUUUACCUUACCAUCAGGCUAGUUUGUGAGCUGAAUUAAAAACUGAGUCAGAUACAUAAGGAUGGACAAAGAGGUGGAUACAAUAUGUAUCAAAUAGGACCCACUUUUUCAGAAUGACAAAAUUUUGGAACAUACAAACCAGAAACAACUUGACAUUCUAGACCCAUUGCUCUUCAAAGCUUCAAAUCUACAAAGUAAUACUCUGGGAAGAAUCGUGGGAUGGGGGCACAUCUAGAAUUUCAGAGGUAAAGUACCAAAGGGUAAAUUCUGAGUUAUGCCUGUUACUUCUUGGCAUGGCUAAGAAAGCUAUGCCCCAGGCCUGUUAUAAAAAUAAAUUACUCCCAGUCCUUAAAUUUAGUAUUUUCCUGAAAGGCUCUCUCAGGAAACACACAUACAAAUGGACUCACUGAAUUUUCAGUAACAAUUUUAUCUACAAGGCUACCUAUGUUUCACAAUGAUGGUUUAUGUUGCUAGUGGUUGACAGUACUGUUAUUCAUGACAUUUCCUGUAUUAGUUCCCUUUGGCACUUGUAUUAGUUCUAUAUUCAAUAAAUGCUACAAAACCAAA